Molecule: messenger RNA, 1243 nt
Organism: Saimiri boliviensis boliviensis (Bolivian squirrel monkey)
Lineage: Eukaryota; Metazoa; Chordata; Mammalia; Primates; Cebidae
Gene: CCL8
Product: C-C motif chemokine ligand 8
Biological process (GO): antimicrobial humoral immune response mediated by antimicrobial peptide; eosinophil chemotaxis; chemokine-mediated signaling pathway
Cellular component (GO): extracellular region
Molecular function (GO): chemokine activity; CCR chemokine receptor binding
Source: RefSeq, a predicted model, not a curated record
CUCAAGUGUAAUGAAGAGCACCAGCCAAGCCCUAGGGUCCAUCCCUGGCUUCUGUUACCCACAGAGAGACAGGCCCUUGGCUCUCUUCCACUGUGACCUCAGCUUCCAGUCUUCCUUUCUGAUAGACAAUUUUUCAUUUCAAGGAAAUCAGAGCCCUAGUUCAAUGAGGUCACUUUGCUGAGCACAGUACCAUACCCUUCAGCUUCUGCUCCACAGAGCCUAAGCAAAAGAUAGAAACUCACAGCUUCCUUCUCUUGUUAUGUGGAAAUCACCCCAGGAUCUGGUGUCUACUUACCAUACUCAGGGUCUUACUUUCAUCCUUCCUUGAUUGUGACCCUGCCCAGGCUCUCUGCUCCCUAUAAAAGGCAGGCAGAGCUGCCAGAGGAGCAGAGAGGGUGAAAACAACCCAGAAACCACUUCUCAUGCUGAAGCUCACACCCUUGCCUUCCAACAUGAAGGUUUCUGCAGCACUUCUGUAUCUGCUGCUCGUGGCAGCCACCUUCAGCUCCCAGGGACUUACUCAGCCAGAUGCAGUUUCCAUUCCAAUCACCUGCUGCUUUAAUGUGAUCAAUAAGAAAAUUCCUAUCCUGAGGCUGGAGAGUUAUACAAGAAUCAGCAACAUCCAGUGUCCCCAGGAAACUGUGAUCUUCAAGACCAAAUGGGGCAGGGAGGCCUGUGCUGACCCCAAGGAGAAAUGGGUCAGAGAUUCCAUGAAGCAUCGGGACCAAAUAUCCCCAAAUCUGAAGCCUUGAGCCUUCACACCUGAACUAAGAAUCAGAGCCUGAAGAAAACCUUAUUUAUCUUCUCCAAGUUUCCCCAGGUACAGUGUGACAUUAUUUUAUUACCACUUCCGCAAAGAGAUUCUUUUUAAAUAAUUUAAAGCACCAUAUUUCUUAAAUAAUAUUUAAUUAUAUUUAAGUUAUUGUUGUUUUAACUCUAUCUGCCAUACAUCCUGGUGAAUGUGAAAUACAAAAUCCUGGAGAUGUCUUUUUUGUUUUUGUUUUCCCGUGAGCUCAAUUAAGUUCACGGCAAAAGUCAUUGUCCUCCCUCCUACCUGUCUGUAGUGUUGCGAGGUCCUCCCAUGGAUCAUCGGGGUGAAACACUUUGGUAUUCUUUGGCAAUCCAUGCUCCUGUAAGUCAAAUGUGUGCUUUGUACUGCUGCAGUUGAAAUUAAUGUUACUGUAUAUAACUACAGAAUUUUGAAAGAAUUUUCAAAAAGAAAAAUAUAUAUAAUUUAAAACUA